Molecule: messenger RNA, 531 nt
Organism: Haemonchus placei
Lineage: Eukaryota; Metazoa; Nematoda; Chromadorea; Rhabditida; Trichostrongylidae
Source: the annotation of a GenBank genome assembly
AUGCUUUCGCAAGGAAAGACGACAAAUAUCCAGCCAAAGCUGGGAGCGGUAGCGCUGGUUCAAGAGGAACUUCAGCCUGUGUUAGGACAGAUCACUCGCCUGUUUAGGGACAAACAGAAGGAAGUCCGUGAACAGAAGGCAGUCCGACCACACACGAAAGGAGCAGGACACAUUGAUCAAUCACGUCAAAGGUCUUCAAGAACAGCUGAACCACCACUGUGUAAGGGAAGGCAGCGAAAGCUCAAAGUAGUAGCCGUUGGUGAAGAAGGUCAUGGUUCAGCCAAGCAAAUAGAGAAGUUCCUCGAACGGAUCAAAGAGACUUCGAACAAGAUCAAGGAAGUUGACUCGAAAAUAGCGACAUGUCAAGCAGAUGAGAGCAGCAGAUACGAAGCUCUCAGCAACAGCAUGGAAAUCUUGGAAGAAAAAUUAGGUGAAGCUUUGAAGACCAUGAAGCAGCAAGUGUUGGAUGACAUGGAGCAAAACACCAAGGAAGUGCGAAGGUUCACAGAGAAGAAUCACACCUCUUCCUGA